AAUUUGUAUGUGUAUGGUAGCGCGCACACGUGACGCAAAAUUACUCAAAACUCAUAGUCUACUCAUACUAAAUAAGACACAACGGAGUCUAAAUAUAUACUUGGCAUAUAUCACAACCUACAAACAUUAAACAUGUCCUAUUCACAAACCAAUGGGGCAGAGCCCUCUUUAAUUGACGGAUUCAACGAGAUCCAAUCGGAUGAAAUCGAUUCACAGCCAUACAAUGCACCACCCACUUAUUCCGAAUAUUCAGUACCAUUGAAUCCUACAGUUCAAUCAACAGUACCUCCACCAGUAGAUGGUAAAUCGCAUAUGUUUCAAAUUAAUUUCUAUCGAGCAUAUUUUAAUUUAGAUACAGAUACAUUUUUCCUUAAGAUUCAGAAAGCAUUAAAUCCAUUAUCAUCUAUAUCAGCUCCAACUGAUGAAGAUGAUAAUCAAGCCACGGAACUUUAUGGAUUUAUAUGGAUUACUGGAACUUUAAUAUUUCUUAUGUUUGUUAGUUCAACAGGGGCAAAUAUUUUAUCUAAUUGGUUACAUCCAACUAAUGAAACUACAAAAUAUGAAUAUAGUUUUGAAUUACUUACAUUAUCAAUGUCAUUAUUCUACGGUUAUAACUUUUUAAUUCCUCUUAUAUUAUAUUUAUGGACUUCAUUUGUCUUACAUUUCCCUCAAAGAAUAUCAUUAACAAAAUUAAUUUCAAUUUAUGGUUAUACUAAUGUAUUAUGGUUCCCAAUUACGGCAAUUAAUUUUUUAAUUGUAAUUUUAGUUAAUAAUAAGAAUCAUCAUUUAAUUCUUAAUUUAUUAGAAUGGAUAAUUGUAGCAGUUAGUGGUCUUGUUACUGGAUUAAGUAAUCUUUCAAAGAUUGGGCCUAUUAUUAAUAAAAAUGCUUUACUUUUAUAUGAUGGUAAUUCUCAAGCAGCCAAUAGACUUUAUUUAAUUGCUAUGGGUGCUUUGGCAUUUAGUCAUAUUAUCUUUACUGUCUUAGUUAAGAUCAGUUUCUUUGGCAUUAAAGUAUAGUAUAGUAUAGUAUAGUAUAGUAUAGUA
Molecule: messenger RNA, 1044 nt
Organism: Scheffersomyces amazonensis
Lineage: Eukaryota; Fungi; Ascomycota; Pichiomycetes; Serinales; Debaryomycetaceae
Exons: 3
Coding region: 133-1017 (294 amino acids)
Biological process (GO): vesicle-mediated transport
Cellular component (GO): Golgi apparatus
Molecular function (GO): small GTPase binding
Source: RefSeq, a predicted model, not a curated record